Molecule: messenger RNA, 3642 nt
Organism: Lithohypha guttulata
Lineage: Eukaryota; Fungi; Ascomycota; Eurotiomycetes; Chaetothyriales; Trichomeriaceae
Exons: 1
Coding region: 1-3642 (1213 amino acids)
Cellular component (GO): plasma membrane of growing cell tip
Molecular function (GO): protein binding
Source: RefSeq, a predicted model, not a curated record
AUGAAGUUUAGGCCACGGCCUGGAGGAUGGCUUCCAGGACUGGUUCUCGCCGCAAGAGCAUGUGCAUACACUGCAGUUCCCUCGCCUGAUCUAAGGCUUCAAGAUUUGGGUCAAGUUGCGGUUGGAGGUGACUUUGAUGCCAUCUCCACUUACUCAUAUGUCGGUCAGCAGGAAGGUCUGCGAAGUGAUGGCACUCAUUCCAUACUACAGCCAUUACCGAAUGGCUUGUUUGGUGUAUUGGCUGCCACAGACGCCAACAUCGAGGAUCUUUGUACCUUUACCGUGAGGAACGGCACUUUACUUGGGGUGAUAGUGGCUGGCAACUUUACCAGCAUUGGUGGAAUUAGUGCACAGAGUGUGGCCUUCAUCGACGGCCGGACAGGACAGAUAUCGCCUCAUCCUGGUAUUCAGGGAACUGUCAAUGCCCUUUUGUGCGAUGCUGACACUGAGACCGCUUACCUUGGGGGCACUUUUGAUGCCGCUGCUUCGAGCAACGCCAUCACCUGGACAUCCGCCGGUUCAUGGGCUAACCUCCCGUUUGCCGGGUUUGACGCGCCUGUUACCUCAAUCACCAAAGCUCCUAAUGGUCAUAUAGUAUUUGGAGGUUCUUUUACUGGCCUGAAGAAUAUGACUACUGUAACAACCAACCAGCUAGGGGAAUCGAUCAAUCUAGUGUCCGCCAGCAUUACAUCCACUGCCAACACCACUAGUGGUCUGAAUGUCGUAUGUCCCCUCAACGGCUCCAAUACAUCUGUAUGGGAGCUCGAGGACAAUCAAGCUGGAUCCUGGACUGCAAAUAUGCGCUUUGGCUAUGAGCCUUCGAGAUUGAGGUUAUGGAACAAUCUCGAAGACAAGGGAGUUAGGACCUGGAGGUUUACGGCUUUACCAAAUACUGGUAUCAUGAAUUUCACUUAUUUCGACCCCGUGACGGGUCAGCAAGCUCACUGUGACGCCACCUGCCCACUCGCUCAGAAUACCUCUCUUCCCUACCAGGAUUUCGAGUUUGUUAACAGAAUUGGCAUGAACGGCUUCCGGAUAGACGUUUCAGCGUGGUAUGGUCAAGGUGGCGCAUUGAAAGGCAUCGAAUUGUUCCAGAAUGAUACUUUCGUCUAUGCUAUUGAGUCUUUCAACGAGCCACAGUGCUUGGCCAACGGAAGCGCUAUCUCGAGAGCCACCACGACUGGUAACUGGCGUUCGACUCCAUCACGAGAAAGUUACGCCGAUUACCUCACCGCUGAGGUUGGUCCGGCCGACCUCGAUACGACGAGUAUAAUCUUCGAGCCCGGAAUUGUUGGGAAAGGUAACUAUACAAUUGUGGUCUAUACGCCUGGCUGUAUGCAAGACGAAUCUUGCAGUAGGCGGGGCGUGGUAAACGUGACUGGCACUCUCACGUCGAAUGGAAGCAAUACGCUUAGCACGCAGCUCUCGCAGACCAACAACUACGAGAAAUACGAUCAAGUCUAUCAAGGCCCUAUCGAUCCAGCUUCGGGCAAUUUCCGUCCUACAGUCACAAUCACUCCCUCCAAACAACUUUCGUCGCAAUUGGUUGUAGCGGCACGGAUAAGAUUCAGUGGCAAUCCAACUACUGGAGGUCUCAAUGGUCUCUUCGAUUUCGACCCCAACGCUGCUGUUGUCGACCUGGACUUUUCGAAAUCUGCCAUCAACAAUGCUGGCACCAAGCUGAAGCCAAAUGCUCAGGUUGUUGCUCUAGCUGCGCAUGAUGAUGCUAUCUACUCUGCCGGCAGUUUCUCCGAUGAUGUAUUCGAAAACAUCAUGUUCUUCGCAAAUAACGAAGCACAAUCUCUCCCUGGCGGUGGUCUGAACUCUGCUGUCACCGAUCUGUAUUCCUCAAGCGAUUUCUUGUAUGUCAGCGGUAAUUUCACAGGUACCAAUGAAGACAGUCUGUCUGGUUUGGAAAACGUUGCGGCCUAUAGCUAUGCCAACAGUGCUUGGGUAGCUCUAGGAUCCGGUCUGAAUGGUCCAGUCCUUGACAUUGUUCCGUUCCCUCUCAACAUCACAACUAGUCAGACUGAAACCGUGAUUGGCUUCAGUGGAGUUUUCACACAGAUCAGGGCAUAUGGUGACCAUCCACAACAUACCGUCCAAGGGUUUGCUGUCUGGGUCCCUUCUCGCAGCGACUGGCUGCAAAACCUCGAUUCUGGUCGUCAGUUACUUGCCGGCCAACUGAGCAGCUGCACUUAUUUGCCCAACAGCACAUGGCUCGGAGCUGGUACAUUGACUUCCCUAGGUCAAGCAAUAAGCGGUGUCGCUGGACUGCGCCAAUCGAACAGCGAUAUCACUAUUCAGCAAUUACCUUUUGACAUUGAAUCAUCGUCCUCGUCGGCCACAACUCCUUCUAGUCAAUCCAAGCGCGGACUCUUAUCGCAGCAAAACAUUACUGGAGUCAUAGCAGGUGCUUACGAUCUACAGAACGACCGAAACCUCACUAUACUGGGCGGGCAUUUCACUGCACGAACCAACGAUAGCUCAAUUCAGAACCUCGUCCUUUUGAACGGCGAAACCCAACAGAUUACAGGCUUCCCGGCCGGCGUCGACGACAACUCCACUUUCCUUGCCCUUGGCAUCCAGAACGAUAUUCUCUUCGCAGGUGGUAUGAUUACUGGUCGUGUUCAGGACCGGCAAGUACAGGGGCUGGUCUUGUACGAUUUGGCCAUACGUGCUUACCGGGAGAACCAGCCACCCGCUUUACAGGGGGAUGAAGUCAUUGUCAAUGCAUUUGCAGUCCAGUCAGGAACGUCUAACGUAUUUGUGGGCGGGUCAUUCGAGUCAACAGCGCAAGGGUUAGCAUGUCAGUCAGUCUGCACCUACGACACUAAUCAAAAUCUAUGGAUGUCAGCUGGCAGUGGACUUGCUGGUACAGUCACGGCUCUUCACUUUACUGAUGGUAAUCACCUACUUGCUGCGGGCAACCUCACAGUGUCCGGAAAUUCCACGUCUCUGGCUGUAUACGAUACCCGGGCGCAGUCAUGGUCCGUUCAUGACAGCACACCCCUGCCUGGACCUGUUAAUGCUUUUGCAGAAACUGGCGAUGCUGGCAUUUUCUGGGUGGCAGGCACUUCUUCCAGCGACAACUCGGCCUAUCUUGCAAAAAUCGACGGGCAGCAAUUCGAGCCGGUCCUCGACAUGUUUGAAAGUGGCACAACCAUUCUGGGCAUGCAGGUCAUGCAACUAUCCAACCGGCACGGCAAUUCCCGUUUCCUGGACAACGACAUGGACCUCUUGGUCAUGGGUCAGCUCAACAUCACAGGCUUCGGGUCCGCCUCUGCCGCUCUCUUCAAUGGAACGACUAUGCAGCCAUUUCUCCUCAGUGUCAAUGCCGCGGGGGAGCCGGGAAGAAUUGGAACUCUCUUUUCAUCGAACAACAAUCCUGCAACGAGGUCAUCUCGUUUCGGGCACUCACGUGGCAUUGCCAUUCUAGUUGCUUUCUGUGCAGCGCUCGGCACAAUUUUCUUGGUUAUUCUGGCAGGUAUGAUACUCAACCGAAUACAAAGGAAAAGGGCCGGCUACAGUACUCUGCCCAAUGCGUCACAUCAAGACAAGAAUAUGAACAUCAACCGGGUGCCGCCAGAGAGGCUUUUCGCGUCGAUGAGUCAACGGACGUCUGGGGCACCGGCUGUAUAG